GGCCAAUCGUGACACAGUCCUGUAGCAUAGUGCAGGCCCGAAGGAGGAAGAGCAGACAACUUUUGUUUUUUGUUUUUUUUUUUGUGGUUGUUUUUUCAGAGUUUAAUGAAGUUGGCCUAGUCACUCAAAAAGGGAUUAAAGGAGAAUUUAGUGUCACUGGGCUGUGACUGCUGAAGAGGAAACUCUAGUGUUCAGGUCACUGUGUGAUCAGGAUGGUCUCAGUUCAGAGCUGUACCAGGAAGAAUAUGGCUGGCUGUCCUCCUGCUGUACCGGGAUAUGGGAGCUCAGGAAAGAGUUUUCUUAUCGACAAUCUGCUGCAGUCUCAGACACCUUCAGCCGCUUCAAAAUGGACAACGAGUGGACACCUGAGACGAGCAGCGUGUGAAUGCCCAAGGAGAACCUGGGGCCCUGAAGACGGAGCCUUGGAAAGUCGGACCCAAAGUUUUCGGCCAGUGAAAGACUUAGGAGGGCCACAUCUGCCACGUUCUGAUGUGCUGAGCAGUGUUUUCCUGCCGAGCCCGCAGUAUCUGUUGGCAUGCUGCGGUGGGUCCAGCCCCCCUCCUGUCUUCUCCAAGGGAGCAAACAUUCAGAUGUGGUCUGCUAAUGCAAGUCCAAACUCACGUAGAGGGAUCCUUAGGAGAGCUGUGUUCUCUGAAGAACAAAGGAAGGAGCUGGAGAGGACCUUUCGAAGACAGAAGUACAUUAGCAAGACAGACAGGAACAAACUGGCAGCUAAUCUCAGCCUUAAGGAGUCACAGGUAAAGAUUUGGUUCCAGAACCGGCGCAUGAAGUGGCGAAACUGUAAAGAGAAGGAGGUUCAUAACAUUCGUUCCCCAAUGGAUGAGCUCAUGGCCCGCGGUCUUGGUCAGGAAGAAGAACCACAGAAUUACACUAAUGCAAAAACAGAGAGAUCAUCAAAGCAAAAGAGUGCCAAAGACACAUGAGAGGUCAUAAUGUACGGAGGGCAAACUUUACAUCUACAAAAUAAAAAGACUACAAUACUCUGAGGGUUCUAAAAAUAUAUGGAUGAAACAUUGUCUGUGUAUGUGUAUGGCACGUUUCUUGGCAUGAUAAAUGCAAUUUGGUUCAGCUGCUUGGUCAAUCACAUUGCAGUGCACUGGCUUCAGUAAGCAGUUUCAUGGCUAUUACACUGACAAGUAUUUCCAGGAGAGACUGUAAUUGGAGUCCAUUAAAGGCCCGAAUGAGUCACUUCAUUUACUGCACUUCCAUAUUAGGCUGUUUUAUAUUUCACAUUUUCAUAAGCUCUACACUUAUGCUUUGUUUGUAAUCCAAGUCCAUUGGAACUCAUGUUUCACUUUCUAUAUUUUGUAAAUAUUUUUG
Messenger RNA from Neolamprologus brichardi, 1341 nucleotides. It is a transcript of the gene dbx2, whose product is annotated as developing brain homeobox 2. Lineage: Eukaryota; Metazoa; Chordata; Actinopteri; Cichliformes; Cichlidae. Gene Ontology annotation, biological process: regulation of transcription by RNA polymerase II. The record is from RefSeq and is a predicted model, not a curated record. Gene Ontology annotation, molecular function: DNA binding; DNA-binding transcription factor activity, RNA polymerase II-specific.